Messenger RNA from Aspergillus calidoustus, 462 nucleotides. The record is from the annotation of a GenBank genome assembly. Lineage: Eukaryota; Fungi; Ascomycota; Eurotiomycetes; Eurotiales; Aspergillaceae.
AUGUCGCUUCUGCGUCGUCGAAAUUGGGCGCUCCCCAAACAGCCCAGCAGCAUCGCGCCCGAUCACGUCUGGAGUAAUGCUGAUCAGGACCCCGUCCCACCAGAAAAAUGGACCUGGACGGGGUGGACCUUUACGCAGUACUGGCUAUCCGAUCUGGUCACCAUCUCCACCUGGUCGGCUGCCAGCUCGGCCUUUGCCUCUGGCUUGUCAGCGACGGACACAAUCCUUCUCACUCUUGUUGCAGCGCUCUGCAAUGCCAUCCCUACAGUUCUGAAUGGCGCUGUCGGUGCCGAUCUACACAUUCCCUUUCCAAUCGCUAUUCGUGCCAGCUAUGGCACUUACUUCGGCUACUUUUGUGUCGCAUCGCGGGCAAUUCUGGCCAUGUUCUGGUUCGGUGUCCAGAGUUCGUAUGGCGGAAGAUGCGUGACUCCAGUAAGGGCACAUUUGGAGUUGAUAAAGUAG